Bolinopsis microptera is the source of this 1368-nucleotide messenger RNA. Its product is annotated as inositol 2-dehydrogenase-like. Gene Ontology annotation, cellular component: cytoplasm. The record is from RefSeq and is a predicted model, not a curated record. Gene Ontology annotation, biological process: NADPH regeneration. Lineage: Eukaryota; Metazoa; Ctenophora; Tentaculata; Lobata; Bolinopsidae. Bases 197 to 1360 code for a protein of 387 amino acids. The transcript has 11 exons. Gene Ontology annotation, molecular function: oxidoreductase activity; nucleotide binding.
UAAUUAAGCUGCAGCUGCUGUGAAGACAUAUCCAAAAUUCGCUAACAAACCUGCUUCUCCCAUAAUUGAUACAUACAGUGAGGGGGACUUUUCGACCAAGGAGGAAACAUGAGUAAUGAGUAUGGUGUGUUAUUUUAGUUAACAUCCGUCACAACAGCUUUCAAGACGAAACCAAAUCGUUGCUUCACGUACUCACAUGGCAACAGUACGUUUCAAAACUGAGUCCCCCUACGUUAAAAGGGAGGAGAGAGAGCACGACCCAUCUGAUCUGAAGUACCAGAAGUUUCUGGAUACAGUCUCUGGGAGUGUUUCUAGCAGAAAACCUGUCACCAUGGCCCUCUUUGGGGUGGGAAGAGCUGGGGGUAUUCAUUUGGGGAAUUUAAAGGCACAUUCGAGUAUCAACCUGAGAUACGUUGUUGAAAGUGAUCAGAACAAAUGGGACCAGAUACAGUCAGUAUGUGGUAGCAGCACUGAAAUAGUUCACCCGGAUCAAGCAGCUGAGAUGUUAUCAGACCCCGAGCUGAACGCGUGUGUUAUCUGUACUCCUACCUUUACUCACAAGGAUAUCAUUCUGCUGUGUCUGGAGGCUGGGAAGGCAGUAUUCAGCGAGAAACCAAUAGGUGAAACUCCAGAGGACACUAGAACUUGUUACAUGACAGCUGAGAGAGUGGGUAAACCUCUUUUCUGUGGGUUUCAGAGGAGAUACGAUCCUACUUUUGCUGAUAUUCAGACCAGGGUUAGACGAGGAGAAGCAGGGCACAUCCAGAUAAUAAAGAGUAUAUCACGUGACAGCCCGCUACCCUCUCUUGACUAUCUCAAGAUAUCAGGAGGAAUAUUUCACGAUUGUAUGGUUCAUGACAUAGACAUGCAGUCUUGGGUACUUGGAGAGCUGCCAGUUCAGGUCCACACGAUCGCCAAUGCACAGAUUCCAGAAAUAGCUGAGAUUGGUGACUAUGAUAACGUUGUCACAACCCUUACAUACCCCUCUGGAACGCUAGGAAUAAUAAACGUCAACAGAUUUGCUGCGUACGGUUACGACCAGCGCCUAGAAGUGUUUGGUAUGAAGGCAAUGUAUGAAGCUAACAAUGGUAAACCUAACACGGCAGUUUACAGUACCAGUAGUGGGUCUAGUUCUGUUCCUAUAUACCACUCUUUUCCUUCUAGGUACGAAGAGAGUUACGCUGCUGAAAUGGACCAUUUUGUUGAUGUAGUGAACGGAACUAGAGAGUUACCCAUCACGUACUUACACUCCAGUGCUGUAUCUAAGAUAGCUGAUGCUGCUGAGAAGUCUGCUAGAGAGGGGGUCUCUGUAGGGCUAGUGUGGGACAAAGCGGAGAUACCGGCUGGAUACUUCUGUUGAUUAGCUAG